AUGCGCCGCUUUGUUUCCCAACAAGACGGAAAAGCUACGGCGCUAUGGACUAAUUUGCCGCAUGCAAGGGUUUCUUCCGCUUUCUUUUCAUCGCUGACACACGAGUCUCGUGUCGUGCAAUCCGUUACUUGCGUUAGGCGUGUGUUGGCACCUCCGACUCCCUCCAUAUAUCCUGCAUUUCGUAAUACAUUUAAGAGCACCAAACGAUGGCAGGGAAGCACAACUUCAGCAGGUGGGGAUUAUUACAAACUGCUUGGCGUCAAGCCGGAUGCGUCGCAAGAUGAAAUAAAAGCGGCCUAUAAGAAAUUGGCACUAGAGUUCCACCCAGACCGAAAUCACGACCCUGGUGCAGAGGAGAUGUUCAAGAACAUUUCCGAAGCGUACAACAUUAUUGGGAAUAAAACAAGGCGGAAGGAGUACGACAUGCAACGUAGGGCAGAAACGUCUAAUGCUGGUAGCGCGAGGAGCUCAUACCAUCCAGGAGGGGCCGCGUAUCAUAGCCCGCCGGGCUAUCAACACAUCUCAAAAGAGGAGGCAGACAAGAUCUUCCGCGAUUUGUUUGGUGGAAUGCGCGUAGACCAGAUAUUCCGCGACUUUGAAGAAAUGCAACGUGGGACUAGGAGCGGUGGUCGUUCCGGGUUCCCGCAAGAGUUCGGUGCCGCGGAUUGUUCGUUUCGACCAUCAUUCAGGAGUGAGUCAACGCGAGUGUACACCGAUGGGCUCGGUAACCGUAUGGAGGAACGCACCUUUACGGAUUCUCACGGUAACACAUACACCGUUCAUACAACAACUAGCGAGCAGCCGAACGCCAGCAUGAACCAGCGGGCGGAGGAUUAUUACAGCGGACAUGCAAGUAACAGUGGCGGUGGGCGAUUUCGUAUGGGAAACUCUUCCUUCAGGGUGACCCCACGAGAUGCGGCAAAUGAUUUUGGAGCAAAUUAUUUCGGGAUUAGAACUCACGGAAGGCAUCCCGCCGUGGCGAUGAUGAUACUUGUGGCGUGGUCCAUAGUGCUCGGCACACUUCUCUUCGCGACGCUUGCGUUUUUUGUCUCGCACCCAUUCUUUACUUUCGCGGUUCUGUUUUUAAUACUUUUGAAGCGGAUGCGCCUUUUUUGA
Trypanosoma brucei brucei TREU927 is the source of this 1116-nucleotide messenger RNA. Its product is annotated as chaperone protein DnaJ. The transcript has a single exon. Gene Ontology annotation, cellular component: cytoplasm. The coding region runs from base 1 to 1116 and encodes 371 amino acids. Gene Ontology annotation, biological process: protein refolding. The record is from RefSeq and is a predicted model, not a curated record. NCBI's taxonomy places the organism in Eukaryota, Euglenozoa, Kinetoplastea, Trypanosomatida, Trypanosomatidae.